Molecule: messenger RNA, 6328 nt
Organism: Hypomesus transpacificus
Lineage: Eukaryota; Metazoa; Chordata; Actinopteri; Osmeriformes; Osmeridae
Product: dedicator of cytokinesis protein 3-like
Exons: 52
Coding region: 65-6328 (2087 amino acids)
Biological process (GO): small GTPase-mediated signal transduction
Cellular component (GO): plasma membrane; cytoplasm
Molecular function (GO): guanyl-nucleotide exchange factor activity; small GTPase binding
Source: RefSeq, a predicted model, not a curated record
UUCCACGGUAUCGACAGAAUGUGGCUUCAUCGUCUGGAGGGAAAAUAACCAAAAAAAUCCAAAUAUGUGGAUACCGACAGAAGAGGAGAAAAUCGGAGUUGUGAUCUGUAACUUCCGGGGGUCAGUGUGUCAGGCCCUGGUCCUGGAGAUAGGGGAGACCGUGCAGAUACUGGAGAAGAGUGAAGGUUGGUACAGAGGGUUUUCCACCAAAAAGCCUUCCGUAAAGGGCAUCUUCCCAAUCAGCUAUGUUCACUUGAAGAAAUCCACUGUGACCAACAGAGGACUGUGUGAGACGGUGGUACCCCUGGAGGACCCUAUCAUCACUGAGACCACCUCCACGCUACAGGAAUGGGGGGUGCUAUGGAAGCAGCUCUACGUGAAACACAAGGUGGACCUCUUCCACAAGCUGCGCCACGUGAUGAACGAGCUCAUCGACCUGCGGCGUCAGCUGAUCCAGGGUCACCUGGCGCAGGAGCAGACCCGAGAGAUCAAACGGCACAUCACCGUCAGACUGGACUGGGGCAACGAGCACCUUGGCUUAGACCUGGUUCCCAGGAAAGAGUUUGAAAUGGUGGAUCCAGAUCAGAUCAGUGUGUCUGAAUUAUACAAAAUGCAUGUAUCAAGCAGACACUGUGGCCAGCCAAGCACAAACCAGGGUGACAGCGUGCGUCAGCGCCACGGAGACGGUUGCCGUGUCCCGGUGCUGCACCACCUAUUCGUCAACCUGAAGAGCUUCACCUACAACACCAUCAGUGAGGACGCGGACGUGUUCUUCUCUCUCUACGACACCCGCGAGGCCAAGCAGAUCAGCGAAAGGUUCAUGGUGAGACUGAACAAGAAUGGAGGACCAAAGAACCCAGAGAAGAUUGAUCGUCUGUGUGCCCUCUUCACGGACCUAAGCAGUAAAGACCUAAAGAAAGAUCUGUACAUUGUUGCACAUGUCAUAAGAACUGGUCGUAUGUUACUGAACGACUCGAAGAAGGGCCCGCCCCAUGUCCAGUACCGGAGGCCAUACGGCUGUGCUGUCCUCGCUAUGAGUGACGUGUUCCACACCAUCACUGAUCUCAAAGAGGAGAAAGACUUUGUGCUGAAAGUUUACACAUGCAACAACGAAAACGAAUGGUUCCAGAUCCAUGAGAACAUCAUCCGCAAGUCCAGCACCAAGUACUCGGCCCCUAGCACCAACUAUGGCCUCAUCAUCUCCCUGCAGCUGCUGCGGGGUGAGCUGGAGCAGAUCAGACGGGAGAACCAGGCGGUGUUCAGCCGGGCCCUGGCCCUCACACGCAAGUUGGGCUUCCCGGACGUCAUCCUGCCCGGUGACAUUCGUAACGACCUGUACCUCACCUUGGAGAAAGGAGACUUUGAGAGGGGUGGCAAGAGCGUCCAAAAGAACAUUGAGGUCACUGUCUAUGUCCUGUAUGCUGAUGGGGACACACUCAAAGACUGCAUCAGUCUGGGCAGUGGGGAGCCCAACACGAGUGAGCAUCGCUCCUUUGUCCUCUACCACAACAACAGUCCUCGCUGGAGUGAGAUGAUCAAGCUGCCCAUACCUAUAGACCGCUUCAGAGGAUCUCAUCUGCGCUUUGAGUUCAGGCACUGCUCCACUAAAGACAAAGGAGAGAAGAAGCUGUUUGGCUUCGCCUUCACUCCACUGAUGAGAGAGGACGGCACCACACUCUCAGAUGAGAGCCAUGAGCUCUACGUCUACAAGUGUGAUGAGAAUGCCACCUUCAGUAACCAGGGGCUGUACCUGAGCAUGCCAUGCUGUAAGGAAGACUUCAACAGCUGCCCCAGUCUGCCUGCCAACCUGCCCUUCCAGAGGAGCCCCAAAGAAACCUUCUGGGUCUCCACUCAGCUCUGCUCCACCAAGCUCACACAGAACGUGGAUCUGCUGGCCUUGCUGAACUGGAAGGCCCACCCUGACAGAGUUCUGGACAUCCUGGGUCGACUACGCCACAUUAACGGAGAGGAGAUAGUCAAGUUUCUGCGAGAUGUCCUGGACACACUGUUCUGUCUUCUGGAUGAAAACACUGAUAAAUAUGGACCUCUGGUUUUCCAGUCACUGGUGUUCAUCAUCAACCUACUCAGGGACAGCCGCUUCUACCAUUUCAGGCCUGUCAUGGACUCUUACAUCCAGAACCACUUUGCUGGAGCAUUGGCCUACAAAGAGCUGAUCCGCUGUUUGAAGUGGUACAUGGACCGCUCUGCUGAGGUGGUGAGACAGGACCACAUUCAGGAGGCCAUGAGGGCUCUGGAGUAUCUGUUCAAGUUCAUCGUUCAGUCCAGGAUCCUGUACUCGCGGGCCACCUGUGGGAUGGAGGAGGAGCAGUUCCGGGCCAGCAUCCAGGAGCUCUUCCAGUCCAUCCGCUUUGUCCUCAGUCUGGACAGCCGCAACUCUGAGACCCUGGUCUUCACACAGGCAGCGUUGUUGAACAGUUUCCCAGACAUCUUUGAUGAGCUGCUGCAGAUGUUCACUGUUCAGGAGGUGGCAGAGUAUGUGAGGGGCACGCUGGGGAGCAUGCCCAGUACGGUUGACAUCGGCCAGUCGAUGGACGUGGUCAAACUGCAGUCCAUUGCCCGCACCGUGGAGAGUCGGCUUUUCUUCUUCCCUGAGUCUCGUAGUAUCUUGCUGCCCGUGGUCCUGCAUCACAUCCACCUGCAUCUCCGCCAGCAGAGGGAGCUACUGAUCUGCUCUGGCAUCCUGGGAAGCAUCUUUUCCAUCAUCAAGACCAGCUCCAUGGAGUCGUCUGUGCAGGAGGAGGUGGAGAUGAUGGUGGAGAGCCUGCUGGAUGUGCUGCUGCAGACUCUGCUGUCCAUCAUGAGCAAGUCCCAGUCUCUGGAGACAGCUAGGGGGCAGCGUUGUCCUCAGUGCACGGCUGAGAUCACUGGCGAGUACGUGUCCUGCCUGCUGUCCCUGCUCCGACAAAUGACAGAGCUCCACUUUCACCAUCUGCUCAACAACUUCCACAGCAAAGACGAGCUCAAGGAGUUUCUGUUGAAAAUCUUCUGCGUGUUCCGGAAUCUGAUGAAGCUCACCAUCUUCCCUCGAGACUGGAGCGUGAUGAGGCUGCUGACGAGUCAUGUCAUCGUGGCAACAACUCAGUACCUGUCCCCGGCAUUGCACAAGAACUUUUCUGAGGUGGAUUUUGACUUCAAGGUGUGGAACUCCUUCUUUAGCCUGACAGUUCUGUACAUCAACCAGCCCAGUCUGCAGCUGGAGCCUCUCAGUCAGUCUAAGAGGAAGAAGAUCCUGGACAAGCAUGGAGAUCUGAGAGUGAUGAUGGCUUAUGAGCUCUUCAGUAUGUGGCAGAAACUGGGGGAGAACAAGCCCCACUUCAUCCCAGGAAUGAUGGGGCCCUUCCUGGGAGUGACGCUGGUGCCGCAUACGGAGGUCAGGAACAUCAUGAUCCCCAUCUUCCAUGACAUGAUGGACUGGGAGCAACGGAAGAACGGCAACUUCAAGCAGGUGGAGGCAGAGCUGAUGGAUAAGCUGGACAGCAUGGUGUCUGAUGGGAAGGGAGAUGACCACCAUCGAGAGCUCUUCAGCCUGCUGACCCAGCUGUUUGGCCCUUACCCCAGCCUCCUGGAGAAGAUCGAGCAGGAGACAUGGAGAGAGACAGGCAUCUCCUUUGUCACGUCUGUCACGAGACUCAUGGAACGACUGCUAGAUUACAGGGACUGCAUGAAGGGUGAUGAGACGGAGAACAAGAAGAUGGGUGGUUCUGUCAACCUUAUGAACUUCUACAAGUCAGAGAUCAACAAGGAGGACAUGUACAUCCGCUACAUCCACAAGCUGUGUGACCUGCACCUCCAGGCUGAAGAUUUCACAGAGGCAGCGUUCACCCUGCUGCUGUACUGGGAGCUGCUGCACUGGGAGGACCGGCCCCUCAGGGAGUUCCUUCACUACCCGUCUCAGAGCGAGUGGCAGCGCAAGGAGAACCUCAGCCGCAAAGUCCUCCACUACUUCAACAAGGGCAAGUGUUGGGAGUAUGGAAUUUCUCUCUGCCGGGAACUGGCUUUCCAGUAUGAAACGUUAUAUGACUACCAGAGCCUGAGCUGGAUCCGGAAAAUGGAGGCUGCGUACUAUGACAACAUCAUAGAGCAGCAGCGUAUCGAACCAGAGUUCUUUAGGAUGGGCUUCUAUGGCAGGAAGUUCCCCUUCUUCCUCCGAAAUAAGGAAUUUGUCUGCAAAGGUUAUGACUAUGAGCGACUGGAGGACUUCCAGCAGAGGAUGCUGGGAGAGUUUCCUCAGGCCAUCGCCAUGCAGCACUCCAACCAGCCAGACGACACCAUCCUACAGAACGACGCUCAAUACCUGCAGAUCUAUGCGGUGACCCCCGUGUCCGACAUCUCGGACGUGCCCCAGCUGGAGCGCGUCCCAGAGAGGAUCAAGAGCUUCUACCGCAUCAACAACGUCAACCGCUUCCACUACGACAGGCCCUUCCACAAGGGCCCCAAGGACAGAGAGAACGAGUUCAGGAGCCUGUGGAUUGAGCGGACCACACUGAUCCUAACACGUCCGCUCCCUGGGAUAGCUCGCUGGUCUGAGGUGGAGAGGAGAGAGCUGGUGGAGGUGAGCCCUCUGGAGAAUGCCAUCUACGUGGUGGAGAAUAAGACCCAGGAGCUGCGUACCCUGAUCAGCCAGUACCAACAUAGACAGCACCAUGGCAACAUCAACCCCCUCAGCAUGUGCCUCAACGGAGUCAUAGAUGCAGCUGUCAACGGAGGCAUCGCCAGAUACCAGGAGGCAUUCUUUGACAAGGACUACAUCAACAGUCACCCAGAGGACUCUGAGAGGAUCACUCAGCUGAAGGACCUGAUGCAAGAGCAGGUCCACAUCCUGGGAGUGGGGCUGGCCGUCCAUGAGAAGCUGGUGCACCCUGAAAUGCGCCCCCUGCACAAAAAGCUUGUAGAUCAGUUCCACGUGAUGAGGACUGGUUUACACCAUUUGAUGUUUGUGGCCCAGCAGGGCGUGCCUGGAGUGGACAGGUUCAGUCCUGCAGGCUGUUCUGGGGUCAGCUCCCCCAGGGGCAUCCUGACCUCCCACAGCCACAUGAGCCCAGAGAGCAUCCGUCUGGUCCACAGGCACAGUCCUCUGAACCUGCAGGGCUCCAUCCGCCACUCCUCCUCCUCCCUGUCCUCCCACACAUCCAGCGAGGCGGGGAACCUAGUCAUCCUGACAGACGGCCUGAUGGGAGAGCACUCGGAGGACACCUCCCUCAUGCAGCCUAGCCCCUCCUCCUCCAGCCUCAGCUCGAUUCGCUCCAACUCCUCCCAGGUCGUCACCUCCGCCCCCUCCAGCGCCAGAGGCUCUCCGUCUCUACCUGACAAGAGCAAACACAACCGGGAGGUGAUGAUGCUGCUCCCGCCGCACCGGGAGCGGGCUAACAACACCAUGUACUACAGCAUGACUGAGAACGGACAGACCAACCACCUACAGCGUGCCUUACUUCAACAAGUGAGCCCCUGUAAGCCUUGCGCUGAUCCUCAUAUGGGUUUACCAGAGAAAGUGUUCCCCAAUGCCCCCAGCACCUGGAGUCUGGAUGGGGAGUGCAGGGAGACAGUGCCCUACAUCCAGGGCCCUGCUGGAGGGGCCAUCAUGCCCCCUGUCCCCCCCAGAUCCUUCCCCCCUGGACAUUUCCUGAUGCACUUUGAUGCGUUUCACCACCAGAACAGCGACCCGCCUCCGGCUCUGCCUGUUCGCUCUCUGAGAAAGUCUCCCCUGCACCCAAUCCCUGGCUCCCCCACCAGUCCUCAGUCAGCAUUAGGGGGCAGCAACUCCACCCUGUCUGGCAGCGCCAGCAGCGGGGUCUCCUCUCUGAGUGAGAGUAACUUUGGAGGGCAGUACCCAGACCCUACGCCCAUCAGGAACGAGGCCAUGGAGCCCAUACCCAGCCACCUGUGGACCCCUGAUGAGUACCUGUCCUCCCCCUACCUGCACAUCCACUACAGUGGGCCCGAAACCGACUCCAUGGACCCUGUCCGGCCCCUCCACUACCGCAGCCCUGCCUCGCACCCCCCCUCUCACCCCCACUCCCACCCUCAUUCCCACACCCAGCUGACGGGGCUGGACCCCCACUCCCAUGCUUCUGCCCACCCCCACGCGCCGCUCCACGGCCCCCACCACAUCCCUUACCGCCGGCCCCAGCCCCCGGGUGUGCCCCCUAAGCCUUACCUGAGGGAGGGCUGCAUCCCUGAGGAGGAGCUGGUCCCCCAGCCCAUCCCCCUGCCCCGGAGGAUCUUCCACUCUCCCCACAGCCACAGGGAGGAGCAGGCCAAGCAUGCCUGGGAGCAGUGCAUCAGCGAGGAGCAUGAGGAGACACCAUGA